Messenger RNA from Salvelinus namaycush (lake trout), 860 nucleotides. Its product is annotated as homeobox protein six1b. Gene Ontology annotation, molecular function: RNA polymerase II cis-regulatory region sequence-specific DNA binding; DNA-binding transcription factor activity, RNA polymerase II-specific. The record is from RefSeq and is a predicted model, not a curated record. Lineage: Eukaryota; Metazoa; Chordata; Actinopteri; Salmoniformes; Salmonidae. Gene Ontology annotation, cellular component: transcription regulator complex; nucleus. The transcript has 2 exons. The coding region runs from base 4 to 858 and encodes 284 amino acids. Gene Ontology annotation, biological process: regulation of transcription by RNA polymerase II.
AUCAUGUCAAUACUACCUUCGUUUGGGUUUACCCAGGAGCAAGUCGCCUGCGUCUGCGAGGUCCUGCAACAAGGAGGUAACCUGGAGAGGCUCGGUCGUUUUCUCUGGUCUCUCCCAGCUUGUGACCACCUCCACAAGAAUGAAAGUGUACUGAAAGCAAAGGCGGUGGUCGCCUUCCACCGAGGGAACUUCAGAGAGCUCUAUAAGAUCCUGGAGAGCCACCAGUUUUCCCCGCACAACCAUCCCAAGCUGCAGCAGCUGUGGCUGAAAGCGCACUACGUGGAGGCGGAGAAAUUGCGCGGCCGACCGCUUGGAGCCGUGGGGAAGUAUAGGGUAAGAAGGAAAUUCCCUUUGCCCCGCACGAUCUGGGACGGCGAGGAGACCAGCUAUUGCUUUAAGGAGAAGUCCAGGGGUGUUCUUAGAGAGUGGUACACGCAUAACCCAUAUCCCUCCCCGCGAGAGAAAAGGGAGCUGGCCGAGGCCACGGGACUGACCACUACGCAGGUCAGCAACUGGUUCAAAAACAGACGCCAGAGAGACAGAGCCGCAGAAGCUAAAGAAAGAGAAAACAGCGAAAACAACAACUCCGGCAACAACAAACAGAACCAGCUGUCUCCCCUCGAUGGCGGCAAGUCGCUCAUGUCCAGCUCGGAAGAUGAGUUCUCUCCACCACAAAGCCCUGAUCAGAACUCUGUGCUUUUGCUCCAGGGAAAUAUGAGUCACCCCGGCGUCUCCUCUUACCCUAUGACGGGUCUCGGUGGCGCACAGCCGGUGCAUGGAAUGCACGGACACCCGCACCAACUCCAAGACUCGUUGCUGGGACCUCUAACAUCGAGCCUUGUGGAUCUAGGCUCCUAAAG